UAAAGCAUGUUGUGAAAAGGCUUAAUGACGAAAAAAGACGAGACGCUUGAAUCCAUCGUGCUACUGGCCUAUAUGGUAAAGCAUUUGCUCCAAAGGCUUCCACUAAUCCUCGAUAGCAUUCUGUUGCAUUUUUGCCACGGGCAGCCUCGAUUGUAAGCCACGACCGCUGAUCACCUUUUGAAAACAGGCUUUAGAGCGAUGGAAACGAAACUCCUCACUUUCACGCCACACAACAACUACCCUUCUAAGCAAAUCGACUUUUUUUUGCACUCUACACAUCGACAACAGCCCCACCUCACAGCUCCCAUAUCUAAUUUGCGCAUGCCCGUCCUUCUGUGAGUUUAAAGGCUAAGAAAAAAAAAAUCACGAAGGAAGAAAGAUGAAUCAUUUUUAUUUUGAAUUCUGAAUGGGUCCAAAAUCAUUUGUCACUUGUUAUAUUUGUUCAAAAGAGUUUGGAUCACGAUCUAUUACAUUUCACGAACAAAAAUGUUUGGAAAAGUGGCGAAUUUCCAAUAAAAAUCUCCCAGCUGAGAAGCGCGCAUCAACACCCGAAAGGCCUGCCGGUUGGAAAUACAGUCAAAUCAGCUUUUGGAUCUGUUCCCACUGUCAAGUUACUGUUCCUUUCGCCAAGAAGAAUCAACACGUAUCCGUCUGUUCCGCGAGAAAACUGUUAUCGAAUAAUCGGAUAAGGAAUAAAAGCCAUAUGACGGGUGUUGUAAAAGCUGACUUUUCCCCAAAGAAGGGGAAAGAAAAUAAAAACAUAUCAAAUCACAUACCUACGUUAAGUGUGGGUAGAAAGAAUGCCAAAAAUGAAGCCAAAACAUCUUCGGAUACAUCGAAUGGUGCGAAAGCUGAGAAUUUGGUUGUAAACAAGGAACAGAACGAUCAGAACAACAACGUGAAAAAUGUAACACCAGAAGAACAUUCUGUUGCCAGUAAUUCAACCAGUAAACGAUCUUUACGACCACAAACCAAAGUUCUUCGACGACCUACGCCCAAUUUAAACCAUCCUGUGAUACAAGUUGAUUCGGAUGAUAGCAGUGGUGAUAGUAGUUGUUCCGAUAAAGGCAAAGAAGAUAAUCCGAAACGAUUGAAAAUGGCAAGUGAUUCAUCGGAUUCAUUGCACAAACCAAAGAAUUUCAUAAUGUACAACAAAUACAAUGUGGAUAAAAAUACGAAGCAUGCUAAUAAAGAAAGGGCUUCAGCGAUGAUAGCUGCAAUACCUAAUCCUUGCAAUAGUUGCAAUAGGAGCCAACAACCUGAGAGACUUCACAGCCACGCAAAGAAGGAUGCUAGGGGGCUUAUGAACAGAAGAUCACCUUCUUUGGAUGUCAAAAUGACAUCACCUCAAAAGAAAAGUCCAGAAACUUUGGAAAAGAUCAAAGUCAAAAGUAAAGAGGCAAAGACUAGAUCAACAAGUGCCGAUAAUGUGGAAGAUAAACCUAUUUCUGAAAUGAAACAAAAGCUAUCGAAAAGUAAAGAGAACCUUAGUAAAGUGCCCAGUGAAUCUUGUUUGGUUACUGCCGUAUCUGAAGCGGAAAAGAAAGAUAUUCUAGAGCCUCUCAAACCAUGUUAUAUUUGCUUAGAAAAUAUUAAGAUUUCAUCGUUACUUCUUCAUGAAAGUCAGUGCUUAGCGAGCUGGAAAAAGACGAACAAUUCGUUGACGCCAAAUCUACGUAAACUGCCACCACGCAGACCAGAAGAAGAUGAAAUGCCAACAUCAGAUGAAGCUGACCCUGCCUGGACAUCAGUACAAUCACAAUUAAUUCCUUGCCCAUUAUGUACUCGAACAUUCUUUCCAGAGAGAUUACCUGUGCACAGAAGGGUCUGCAAAGGCAAAUCUAGCCAGCGUCCCUUAAAAAGAGCUUCUUCAAUGAGAGAGCAAUCGGCUUCAUCCAGAAAUGGGGAGGAGCAAAGAGCAGCAGUUUAUGUACCCUGUUAUAUCUGUGGUCGCAGUUAUGGUUCUUGGGUGAUAUCAAUGCACGAACAGCAAUGUCUAAGAAAAUGGAGAAGGGAAAAUGACAAACUACCAGAUGAUGAGCAACAAGAAGAGCCCCAAAGAGAUUCAGAUGGAUCUCCAGAUGAUGACAUGACAAGCAUCAUUGAAUUAGGGGACAAUGCCUGGGAGAACCAUCUGCAACAACUUGUCCCCUGUCCACUCUGCUCAAGGACUUUCUUCCCAAAUCGUUUAGCAGUACACAAACGCAGUUGCAAGGGACCAUCGAGUAACACUCAGCGUCCUAAAAGCAACAAGGGAACAUGAUGGAAGAAUGAAUUGACAUUUUUAUGUUAGCUGAUAUUCAGCAUCCAAAUAACAAACCACAAUCUGCCCAAAUUAUUGGGAUAGAAACCCAUUUCACCAUGAAGUAAGGUUUUAAAGCACACAUAUAGUAAUGACAAUGUACAAAAUGCUAUAAAUUUGUUGAAAUAAAAAGUUUUUGGUUGGCUUGAAACACAA
Parasteatoda tepidariorum (common house spider) is the source of this 2458-nucleotide messenger RNA. The record is from RefSeq and is a predicted model, not a curated record. Lineage: Eukaryota; Metazoa; Arthropoda; Arachnida; Araneae; Theridiidae.